Pangasianodon hypophthalmus (striped catfish) is the source of this 7971-nucleotide messenger RNA. Its product is annotated as TBC1 domain family member 10B. NCBI's taxonomy places the organism in Eukaryota, Metazoa, Chordata, Actinopteri, Siluriformes, Pangasiidae. The transcript has 10 exons. The record is from RefSeq and is a predicted model, not a curated record. Bases 507 to 3134 code for a protein of 875 amino acids.
GCGUUCUCGCGCAGGAGGAGUCGAGUUAGCGCAACAACCUGUGCGCGGCUAGCUCCACACCAAACGGAUUUAUUCAUUCUGGGAGUGGAACUGAUCAAAUAUAUAUUAAUAUAAACAUAAAUAAAAGCGGAGUCCACUUUCACUAUCAACGGAGACUUCUAUGCGACAUUUAGUUAUUUAUUUUUUAUUGUCUAAAGCAAGUGGAACUAGAGAAUUUACACCGAUGCUAGCCGGAACCCAUACAACAUUAACCGCUUGCGAAAGCUAAGCUAAGCUAAGCUAACACGAAAUUUACAACCUGACCGGUCAACGGAGUGAAGUUUUCCUCUUUUAAUUCUGCACGACAUUAUUAUUAUUAUUUUUUUUUUGCCGUGCCGUAUUGUCACAGAUUCUCACCGAAAUCGGAAAAAAGGGCGCCUCCGCAAACGAAGCUGUGGAGGGGGAAAAGCGGAUAACAUCCUCACCGGGCGGACGUCGCGCAUCCUGCCGGCUUGCGGAGAGGAGCGAUGGCCGAGGUCUCAGCCCUCACCCCUUCUCCUCCGGCGAUGGCGGAUCAGUCAGUAGCUCCUCCUCCUCCCUCCUCUGCUCCCUCCCUCCCUGCAGAGUCACCUAAACCCGUCGCUGUCCCAAAAUCCGCUUUGUAUGGAGACCGAGCUGUAAUGGCUGCCGCUGCAUCAGCACCGCCACUUAAAGAGACCUCUGUCCCUUUCUCGCACUCCGGGAAUGCACUGUCUGAGAAUCCUCCUCCUAUUACAGCUGCUUCUGAAAGCGAUUGUCCUCCCAACCGAGGAACAGAAGGUUUCCCCACAAUGUCUGAGCCUUUAACGCAGCAAAACAUCUCCCCAGAACCACCGGGAGGAGCGGCAGAUCCUGAAGCGCUGCCGUUUCCAGCACAAAAUCCCUCAACGCAACUCAAUCUGACCUCAAACUCCACAUCCUCGUCACACACGCCUCCUCGGUCUCCUCCGUCUCUCGUCCCCUACGUCUCAGAUCCGUUGGCAGACCUGAAAUCCGAUCUUCCCUCUCUCAUGGUUCACGAUUCGUCAUUGCCGUAUGUAGUACCACCCCCUGCUCAAUCAGGACCCGCCCUAGACACACUGAGCUAUCUGGAGUCAGCGAGCAUGAUGUCAGGAACGCUGGAGUCUCUGUCGGGCAUCGGCGACGAUGGAAGCUCGCUCGGGUCGGACUCGGAGCUCAACGGCCCGGUUCUGAGACGCACAGAUAAAUACGGCUUCCUCGGAGGAGCGCAGUACAGCGAGAGCAAUGUGGUGGAGGUCAGUGUGGAGGUGGCACGGCACCGAGAGAUGAAGUGGUUGGACAUGUUCAAAAACUGGGACAAGUGGAUCUCUCGCCGCUUCCCCAAGGUAAAGCUGCGCUGUAGGAAGGGAAUCCCGUCGUCUCUGAGAGCUCGAGCCUGGCAGCUUCUCUCCAACAGCGAGGAGCUUCUGAUGGCAAACGCCGGCAAGUUCGAGGAACUGGAGAGAGAGCCGGGAGAUCCGAAGUGGCUGGAUAUCAUCGAGAAGGACUUACACAGGCAGUUUCCCUUCCACGAGAUGUUCGCUGCUCGAGGAGGCCACGGUCAGCAGGAUCUGUACCGUAUACUGAAGGCUUAUACCAUCUAUCGGCCUGAUGAAGGCUACUGUCAAGCUCAGGCUCCUGUGGCUGCGGUCCUGCUGAUGCACAUGCCUGCAGAGCAAGCGUUUUGGUGUCUGGUGCAGAUUUGUGAGAAAUACCUGCCUGGCUACUACAGCGCUGGACUGGAAGCAAUCCAGCUUGACGGAGAGAUUUUCUUCUCUCUGCUGAGGCGUGUGUGCCCCAUGGCCUACCGCCAUCUGAAGAAGUUUAAGAUUGACCCCAUCCUGUACAUGACCGAGUGGUUCAUGUGCAUCUUCUCCCGCACGCUACCGUGGUCCUGCGUCCUCCGCGUCUGGGACAUGUUCUUCUGCGAAGGGGUGAAGAUCGUGUUCCGUGUGGGUCUGGUCUUACUGAAGCAGAUGCUGGGUUCUGUGGAUAAACUGCGGGAGCUGCAGGGAAUGUACGAGACCAUGGAGCGCCUGAGGAACAUCUCACCAGACAGCAUCAGAGAGGAAAUACUGGUUCACGAGGUUACUGUUCUCCCUGUGACUGAGGCUUUGAUCGAGAGGGAGUGCGCUGUCCAGGUGAAGAAGUGGCGUGAGUCUCGUGGUGCCCUAACGCACCAGCCGGGCCGCAGGCUUCACGGCACACGAGACAUCCACGAGCAGAAGCGCCGCGCCGCCGCCAUCAGCUCUGGGGGAAGUCUGUCCUUCCUGGGCAGCUCCAUGUCCCCUCCGCCACCCGGCCCCCUGCGCUCCUCUUCCAGCCUCCUCUCUCUUCCCGGCUUCCGGAAAUCCAAAAAUCCAUUCUCUCACGGUAAAAAGAGCUCUUUUUCUGGGCCUUUCGACCCGGAAACCCAGGUGUUUGGGGGCGGGACUCCUAUAAUGAUAACAGCCUCAUCCGGGCCACCACGCCCUCCCAUUUCUUCAGCGGCCCCGCCCCCUGGAGGCGCAGGAGGGCACAGGCCUAGUCCUUUAGCAACAAAACCCCCAACUGCACCAAAAUCUCCAGUGUCAAAUUCUGAAUCAACACCAGAACCAACAUCAGCGCCAAAAUCCAAACCAGAACCAAUAUCGGUGCCGAAAUCUGAACCAGAACCAACAUCAGCGCAGAAAACAGAACCAGAACCUGCACGAGUAUCAAACUCUGAGCCAGAAUCUGGACCACAACCCCCAUCAGAGCCAGCAUCAGAGCCAAAAUCCAGCAAGGAAUCUGCACAUCCUCCAAUCCCAAACCAGCUCCAGCCCCCUAGAGUAGUCUCGGAGCAAGUUACACCAACAAUCCCGUCUCCCACGGCCAACAACAUGCCUCUGCCUCCCUGCGAGGACGAGGGCAAGAAGAAGAAAAAGAGCAAGGAGGAGAAGAAGAAAGGGAAGGAGGAGGAGAAACAGAAGGCACGAGAGAAGAAGGAACGCGAAAAGGCGGAGAAGGAGAAAGCGAAGAAGGAGAAGGAGAGGGCCGAGAAGAAGAAGGAGAAAGGGGGCAAAAAGAAGGACAAAGCCGCAAGCGCUGAGGCGGAGGAGAAGAACGGAGCCGCCGCGGCGAAAAACGUGGCCUAGUUUUCGGGACAAAAGAGGCGAAUAGAGCACAAAGGAAGGGAUGUUUUUCGUCUUAAAGAGAACUGAAUUAUGUUUUGUGGCUCUGAAUCCUUUCUCAUUUACAGUCACAUCCAUUAGAAGAGAUAUUAAACACACACACACACACACAGUCAGUCUGUAAAUAGAUCAGUAAGUCAUUAUUUAGUAAGUCAUCCAACCAUAAAACAGUCAUCCGAUCCCUCUACAUCAGGCAGUGACCCUUAAUAGAGAUUGUCCUUGUCGUAGACUAAACAAGGAGCCCGUAUUUAUUAACAUGUUGUCUGUUAGCGUGUGCUUGUGCGUGUUUACAUGUUUGUGUAGUAGUGUAGUGUCGCUGUCCGGUGUUUCUGACUUGACCUGUAGGAGGCGUGCUUUCUUUCAUCCUUCACGAUGAAAUGAAAAGAAAAAAAAGUGAAUGAUGUCUGGUUUAGCCGCUAGAGGGACCGGAAGCGCAUACUGAACUGAAACUCUGAGGUUUGUUUGGUACUGUGGUCAGAAUAGCAUGACUUCCUACCUGACUAACACUCUUUGGCCAUCUUCUUAAUCUUAAUAUCUUAGGAGUCAUGUUUUCUCGCUCUAUUUCAACUAUCUGAUGGUCUUUGUAUGUCUCUCUAAGCUUUGUAGAUGGGACUAAGGCUGGGCGAUAUGACAAAAAGUUUCAUAUCACAAUAUACAAACUACCAGCAAAAAUCUGUGGAAAAAGCCUUUUGGUGAUACUUUUAUCGAAUGUCUACAAAAAUAAAAUAUAAUAAUACAAAAAUAAAUUGCUUAAAACUGAUAAAGAGGAGGGUGACAUGAUGGUUGCCGCUUCACAGCUCCAGUUCCAGUGUCUCACUUUCACUCCUGAGCUCGGAUGUAGAGUUUUACGUGUUCUUGACAUGUGCGUUUCCUCCGACCUCCUAAAAACAUGCUGAUGCACAAAAAUUGACCUUAGGUUUGAGUGUGUGCUCGCGUGGUGCCCUGAGUGUAUUCCUGCCUCACGUCCAGUGUUCCUGGGAUAGGAUCCUGAUCCACUGUGACUUGGACCAGGAUAAAGUGCUUACUUAAGAUAAACGAGAAAGGAAAAAAAAAAAUCAGUAAUAGUAUUUUACAAUUUUAAAGACUAAGUACAAAAUGUUAACAGGAAAAAAAUUUGCUUCCAUUUAGAGUAAAUAUUGUUUAAAAAAAUUUUGAAAACAAAAUCACCAUCACAAUGUUAUCUCAGAAAAGUGUAUUGUGAAAUAAUUUAUCAGAAUAUUGACAUUAUAUUGUCACAUCACUCAGCCCUAGACUCUGUUAUAUUUGUAGUCUCUCGGUCACACUUUUUUUUUUAAAUCUCUUGCUCGUUUUUAUAUAUAUUUCUAUUGUCCCUGUGCUUCCUUUCUCUCUCUCUCUCUAGCUCUCGAUUGCUCUCUCCUCUCCAUGACCCUCUUGUCUGUUUGGCUCUAAUUAACCCUGAUGAUAUUUUCCACCCUGUUUAAGCGUGAACUGGAAUCUCGGUAUUACCCGGCAGUCGGCAGAGUAAACUGAAAAAGCAUAAUGGUGCAACAUGACUGCAAUAUCUUAACGUAUAGGGGAGAAUUAAAUGUCUGGACUUAACUCGAUGUUGGUUAAACCUGCUUGGACUUUGACCUCAGACUCCUAUUUAUUUGCUUGUCGAUGAAGGAAUUAGUCUGUUUGCACUGAACCCUCUUUAUUUUUAUUUUGUUUUUGUUUUUUUUGUCCUUAAAAGCACCACUAAUAUUUGAUUUGCGUUGUUGCGUCUUUCUGAUGUUAAUGAAUAAUGAUGUUCAGUAGCAUUAACAUCUGAGCUCAUAACCUUUAGGGCUCGAUUGCAUUUGUCGAUGUACAGUUUGUUAAUUUAACCAGAUGAACAAUUAUAUUAUGUAUUAUUCCUGUUCUUUAUCGUAUUUUAGAUUGUAUUAUUGUUAUUUUUUCUAUGCAAGAAACCAGAGGCCUGCGUGACUGGAAGUGUAGCGGCUUUUAGAGGAAAUUGAGGAUGUAUUUUAAAGUCAUCAUUUCUUAGUUUUUUGGUUGUUGUGGGUUUUUUUUUUUUUUUUUUCCUUUACAUUUUCUUUCCCAGAAUUUUGGAGAACAAAACCAAGGAGUAGUGUUUUUUUUUUUUUUUUUUUUUUUUGGUCUGUUCUAUGACAGUAUUUAGUGCCUGCAAAGGUUGGUUUACUUUCUCACACUUUAAAUUCACAGAUUUACAAUGUGUUAGAAAAUGUUGACAAUCAGCCGAAAUGUUUGCUACAAGGCUAAUGUAGCUAACAAGUGAUGGAUCUCACUAAAUCUUAUGCGUAAAAUCUCAGACACUGUUAAGGUUCAUAAUCGCAAUCUUAAACAGUGUUGUGAAGGAGCAGGGAGAGUCCAAGUUCGAAAUUGAGCUCUAUUAUACUCACAAGUAGGGUUUGGAAGCGGGGUCUAAGGAGCAAAUAAAACUAUGCAGUGUUUAGUGUGUUUGAAUGGUGCAGGUUUUUUUAGGCAGGUCAGAACACAGCUAACAAACUCGACUAUGGACCAAACAACUGGUCCAAGAGCAUCUGAGUGACCGCAGUGAGAGAGAGAGUCGACUCUGAUUCGACUCUGACUGCAGGAAGUGACUCAAACAAGCCGUGUUUUUUCAGGUUGCAGCGUGUUUUUUUUUUUUUUUUUGGGUAAAUGUGAGCUGCUAAACUGAUCCAUGAACUGCAAAUUAAAGCCAAAGGACGGAGCUGUAGUGCUGCAGAAAUGUUUUGUGUUCUACAGAUUUGGGCCAAUGAACAAAAAGAGAAAUAAACACUGGAUGUGACACACAAAGUGUUUUAGAUUUAUAUAGAUAAUUAUCUAUACCUUUUUCUAUUGCAGUGUUUUUUUGUAUUGUGUGUAGUGUUAAAACAAACCAAAGGUAUCAGUUUUGCUGUCUAAUUUGGACUAAAAAUAAGAAUAAUGUGUGAAAAAACAAGCCUUACACAAAACAUUUUGGGGGAGAUUAUAUUCCGUUACGUGUUCUCUACGUCAGCUUUGAAGCAAACACGUCUUGGCUGGUUGACUGAUUAACAUUUUUCAAUAAACUAUUCUUUAAGAUUGUUUUAAUGCAUUACACCCCAUUUGUCAGCAACUUUUUUUUUUUAUUAUUAUUAUUAUUUAAGUUGGAGUUGGAGGUUUGAGUCUGUACUGUAGAAAUAUAUUAUGGGAUGUGUUCUUGCAUCGUCUCGGUGAACCACUGGAACAUUUCAGACAGCAGUGUGUAGAUGUUUCUAAACAAACUCCACCCCUUGAGGCACUCCGCAGUAUUACGCAACAAAAACUGAUCAGCACUUUGGAACCCGGACUGUACCAUCGGGACUCUCUGAGAACAUUAAUGUGAUGUGUGACUGUCGAGCUGCAAGAUGACAUGUGUUUCCACUCGUGGUCCUGUUCUCUGGUGCUGUGUUGUGGUUUUUUUUUGUUCCCUCCUCACCUCUAGGUGGAGCCAUUUUUAGUUUUUUUUUUUGUUGUUGUUUUUCCAAAACCAUGCUUCACCUGCGCCACUUUAGCAGCUGUGUUCCAAUUCUGUUUUUAACUCGCCCUUCUCCAGUCCUUGGUGUCAUACUGACAGUUCCGACAUUUUUAUUAGAAGAUCAUUUGAUGAUGUUGAAGAUGAGUGUAGACUUCAGGAGCCCAGACUUCAUUUUACCCAGAAGGCAUUGCUACAGAUAAAGAAUAACAAACGAAGCUGUUUGCACUUAAACAGAAGCAAUAAGAAGAUCUUAAAUGUUUCACAAAAAUUUGACUUUCCUCUGCAAGAUGAUACGAGACUUUAAACAUUGUUGGUAUCAAUCUCCAAGGGUUCAUGAGGGCGUUUUAUAAACCGUGUCGGAACACAGGGUGUGUCUAUGCAAACCCUAAAACCCCAAGACUGUCUCCUGUGAGGCGUGUUCUUUCAUUUCUCUCUGAGGAAAGAAAUGAAAGGGGAAAAAAGUGAGCCACAUCUGGUUCGGCCACUAGAGGGAGCGGAGGGACAGACUGAACUUCAGAAACGGUACUUUGCUCAGAACUGUCCAAGUUUUGGUGAUUAUUGUGUGACUGAAUAUGCAAAAAAAAAUCCAGUUUUAAACCUCUACAGCUUCAAGCAGUCUGAAGAAAUUAACAUUUAAGAGUCAGUGUUUUAGCUUCAGCACUGAAAUGAGGCUUCAGAACAUGGGAUAAUUUGGAAUCGGAUGUGUCUCGAUUAUCAUUUUGUUCCCCCACAAGAACCAGCAACCAAGAACCUUUUUAAAAAAUACCCCAUGUUUCUGUUGGUUUAAGAGAUGAAACUUCAUCAGAAUGUGGCAUUUUUGUCAUGAAAAAGCUACAGACUGAGUAUUAGAUAAUGACUACACACCAAGAGGACAGACCCAUGCUUUUAUUGCUGGAGUGGUCAUGUGAUCAUUUUUAUUUUAACAGCAGCCAUGUAAAUAUCUUGAGCUGUUUGAAAUGAUGUCACCACCAUCUUGGCUCUUUUGCGUUGUAAAAGCGUCGGCUCUGUGUUAGUGGAAAAAAAGACUAUCUGUAAUGUUCCAUGUUCUGGAAUAGGCAUGUGCUGAUGUUACUCUUUCAUACUGCGAUAAUUGCUUAAACUAUAUCGCAAAUACAUUAUUUACAAACAAUACCACAAUUAGUAACUACUGAUUUUUCACAGAAGUGACACUUAUGUCCAUUAAGUUUCAAACUUUCAGUGGUCCAGCUCCUAGAACCAUUCAAAUAAACUACCUUUAGAGAAUAUAUGUACUUAAGCUGCGUCCUGAAUGAGACAAAAGUUGUAUCUGGCUAAAGCUCCGCCCACUGAGGCAGCCCUCGUCUAAUGAAACACAGGGUUUUUUUUUUGUUUUUUGUUUUU